This is a messenger RNA of Aureobasidium namibiae CBS 147.97, 1137 nucleotides long. RefSeq lists its product as uncharacterized. Gene Ontology annotation, molecular function: pre-mRNA binding; U6 snRNA binding. Gene Ontology annotation, cellular component: U2-type catalytic step 1 spliceosome; Prp19 complex; U2-type catalytic step 2 spliceosome. The record is from RefSeq and is a predicted model, not a curated record. The transcript is spliced from 2 exons. NCBI's taxonomy places the organism in Eukaryota, Fungi, Ascomycota, Dothideomycetes, Dothideales, Saccotheciaceae. The coding region runs from base 1 to 1137 and encodes 378 amino acids.
AUGCCUCCCAAGCAGGAUCUUAACCGCUCAGGAUGGGAGUCGACCGACAUGCCCUCGGCCUGUGAAAAGUGCCUUGGGGACAACCCUUACGUCCAAGUUUUGAAAGAAGACUACGGCGCUGAAUGCAAAAUCUGCACCCGACCAUUCACAGUGUUCCGCUGGAAGACGGACCGCACAGCCCGUCAAAAGCGCACAAACCUCUGCCUGACGUGCGCUCGACUGAAGAACUGCUGUCAAUGCUGCAUGCUUGAUUUGAGUUUUGGACUUCCCAUCGUUGUACGCGACGCCGCCCUGAAGAUGAUCACACCCGGACCCAACAGCGAAAUCAACAGAGAGUACUACGCACAAAACCACGAGAAAGAGAUCGAAGAAGGCAGAGGAGCUGUAGAGGCCUACGAGCAGACGGAUGAAAAAGCAAGGGAUUUGCUGCGCAGGCUUGCGCAGAGUGAGCCUCAUUACAAAAAACAGAGAAGACUGGAAGAGGAGGGUGCCGCAUCAGGACAAAAAAUGCUCGAGGGUCCUUCUUCAGGAAGUGCUGGACCUGGGCCUAUUCGCACAAAGGACUCGAGACCAGCAGGAUAUGGACCUCCCUCACGACCUGUCAAGGGUGCCUCGAGAGCACGUCCUUUCCCCAACACGGCAACUCUGCCACCACAACCGCAAGAUAUCCUUCCUCCAGCCGACAAGAAUGUCAUGUCACUUUUCGUCACUGGUGUUGAGGAUGACCUUCCCGAGCACGAAAUCCGCGUCUUCUUCUCCCAAUUCGGAAGCCUCCGUUCUCUGGUCUGUUCGCAUCGAUCACACUGCGCAUUCGUCAACUACAUGACAAGAGACACGGCUGAGGCAGCGGCUGCUGCAUGUAAAGGAAGAGCUGUGGUCAAAGGUGUGCCACUCAGGGUGCAAUGGGGCAAGCCAAAGACGUUGGACAACAUGGACAGAGAGGCUCGUAUGGCGAAUGCAAGAGCUGGACGCGAGACCAAUGCGGCGGUUAAAGCGGCUUCAGCUACGAGACCCGCAAUCGCUGCCGGUCCUUCGUCAUCGGCAGCUGGACCAUCUGACAAUACAGACAACUUCGAUCUGGUAGCUCCUCCACCUGGAUCCGAGGACGUUCAAUACGCGAGUUUGGCUGGCGAGUAG